Molecule: messenger RNA, 1743 nt
Organism: Oryza sativa Japonica Group (Japanese rice)
Lineage: Eukaryota; Viridiplantae; Streptophyta; Magnoliopsida; Poales; Poaceae
Product: probable sucrose-phosphatase 3
Biological process (GO): sucrose biosynthetic process
Molecular function (GO): sucrose-phosphate phosphatase activity; magnesium ion binding
Source: RefSeq, a predicted model, not a curated record
UCUCAGUCUACUUGGAUGCAGGCAGCAUAUGAUUCAUGUUCCCAGCUAGUAAUAAAAGUCUCUCCUUUUUGUCGCCGCCUCGGCUCCUCGCCUUCGCCGGUCGCCGCCCGCCUCUCCUUCUCCGGCCAGUCCAGCCGCCGCCGCCGCCUCCUCCGGCCGCCGUCCCGCCACCUAGGGAUUUCUUCUUCAGCUGCACCGCGAAGAAACAUGGAUAAGCUCGAUGGCUCUGCCCGUCUUAUGAUAGUUUCCGAUCUUGACCAGACAAUGAUUGAUCACAAUGAUCCGAAGAACUUGUCCUUGCUUAGGUUCCAGGCGCUAUGGGAGUCCGAGUUCUCCCAAGAUUCUCUACUGGUCUUCUCGACUGGAAGAUCACCUAUCAGUUACAGGGGUUUGAGAACACAGAAGCCUUUGAUCACUCCAGACAUCACUAUCAUGUCUGUGGGCACUGUGAUAGCAUAUGGUGAAGAGAUGAUUCAUGAUGUUGGCUGGGCUGAAUUCCUUAGCAACAAAUGGGAUAGGGAUAUCGUUGUCGAGGAGACAGCUAAGUUCCCUAAGCUGAAGCCUCAGCCAGAGAGGAGUCAGGGUCCUCAUAAGGUUAGCUUUUUUGUCGACAAGGAGGGUGCUCGGGAAGUUAUGGAUUCUCUCCCUGAGACGUUAAAUCGGCGUGGGCUAGAUGUUAAAAUAAUCUUCAGUAGUGGUGAGGCCCUUGAUGUAUUACCACAAGGUGCAGGAAAAGGCCAGGCUCUUCUAUAUUUGCUGAAAAAGUUCAAUUCAGAUGGGAAACCACCAAACAGUACUCUUGUUUGUGGUGACUCUGGCAAUGAUGCAGAAUUAUUCAGUGUCCCAUCUGUUCAUGGUGUCAUGGUCAGCAAUGCCCAAGAGGAGCUGCUUCAGUGGUAUGAAGAAAAUGCCAGGGGCAAUCCUAUGAUGAUUCAUGCAACCGAGAGGUGUGCUGCUGGCAUCAUGCAAGCUAUUGGACACUUCAAUUUAGGACCUAACGUUUCCCCAAGAGAUCUUGAAUUCCCUUACCCGAAGUUAGACGCCAUCAAACCUGCAGAUGUUGUGGUGAAGUUUUAUGUUCUCUAUGAAAAAUGGCGGCAGGGUGAGGUUCAAAAGGCCCCAUUCAUUAUCCAGUAUUUGAAAAGGAUUACUCAUCCUAAUGGAACAACUAUUCAUCCUUCUGGAAGGGAGUGUUCACUUCAUGCAUCCAUUGAUGCACUGAGUUCAUGUUAUGCUGAUAAACAAGGCAAGAAGUUCCGAGUAUGGGUGGAUAGAAUUGUCGCUUCAUCAAUCGGUACAAUUAAUUGGCUGGUGAGGUUUGACAAGUGGGAAAUGGAAGGCAAUGUUCGGUAUUGCUGCCUCACAACUCUUCUGCUGACUAUGAAGCCUGAGACUGAAGAUGGCUUCGAGAUUACACACAUCCACAAGACCUGGCUUGAAGGAUACUCUGCAGGAAAUGAGCAUGCAUGCAUCCUGUAGGCCAUUUAAAUACAUGCAACUUACACAGAAACAUGAGGAAAUUUUCAUCAGGAGUCAAGAUAGAAUAACAAGUGUACUCACUGUUGCGUGGAUUUGAUCCCAAAUACUCGUAGUGUUAUACUGGGGUACUCACAAAUGGAUUGAUGCUCUUGCUGAUUCAUGUACAGUUCAUGAAAUUAAGCAAAUAAACUCACUGUACCAGAAAUUUUCUCGAUGUACAUGGAUCUUGAUACUUUCUUAAAGCUCAUUUUAAGGUUGUCAUUU